AGACGCCUUUUUAAAAUUCGCUGUUGACAGAACCAGUCAGCCGGUUCCGCUCUCCAGAAACCUUAAAACACGGUUGGAAACAUUCAAUCAACCGACACGUCAAUUCUAUUUAAUUGUAUUUAUGUUGUUGUGUUUGUGAAGACGCCGCUUGUCGUUCACGCGUGACUCGUGACGCGUGCUCAGCCGCUGCUUCCUGCGCGUCGGAAGCUCGUUUCCAACGCGUUCGCGUCCCCCCCCGCACGGUUCCGGUACCGCCAUCAUGGGCGAGGUGGAGCUCUCCUGCCGGGCCUACGUGAAGAUGUACCUGCACGCGUGUCUCUUUCCGCGGUGCGGCAUCAACGGGCUGCUGCUGUCCUCCGGCUCGGCAGGGGGCGCUGUCUGCGUGACGGACUGCGUGCCGCUGCUGCACUCCCACCUGCCUCUGGCCCCCAUCAGCCAGCUGGCCCUCACACAGGUGGACGUGUGGUGUUCACAGACGCAGCAAAGGAUUGUGGGAUACUACCAAGCCAACGCCUGCGUGUCAGACAGCAGCCCGACUCCGUGUGCGCUGAAGAUCGCCGACAAGAUCUCAGAGCAGUUCGACAACGCGGUCCUGUUGAUGCUGGACGGCGGCAAGAUGACCGCUGACUAUCGGCUUCCGCCCAUCGUCGUGUACGAGCGCAGAGAUUCAAGAUGGCUGCUCAAAGACAAGCACACCAUCAUGCUGCGGCACUGGGAGGAGACUCAGGCCAUCGCCGGCCAGAUGCUGGAGUCCGGCGAUCAGGCGCUUUUGGUGGAUUUCGACAGCCACUUGGACGACAUCACGAAGGACUGGACCAAUCAGAAGCUCAACAGCAAGAUCGCCGAGCUCGCCUCGCCGGCCAACGGCAACAUCUAGAGGAGGAGGAGGAGGAGGAGGAGGAGGAGGAGGAGGAGGAGGAGGAGGAGGAGGAGGAGGAGGAGGCCCAGAUGCCCGCCGACCCCUCAACGUGCGCUUUUUACGACACGUACACAAGUUUCUGUUUAAUCUUUUAAUGCAUAAUACAGAACAUGCAUGAAUAACAUAUUUACAGCCUGGUAGCCCCCCCCCCUCCCCCCCAAGUGUGCCUUGUGCUCCAACAGCCCUCUGAUUUAAAGGAAAAAAUCACCGUAACAUCUUUUUUUAAUACUUAUUAAUAUUAUAAUGCACUUGUGUUGUUUGUUUUUUUUUGUUACGUUAUUAUUAUUAUUCCUACAUAUUUCUUAAGCUCCAGGAGGUGGACAAAAUAACAGAAACGCCGUACAAUACAAAACGUUCUGCAGUAAAAACAAAGGUUUUUAAUCGCGCUUCAUGUCCGGUCCCCGUUUCAGUGUCGCGCUAAUCAAAUAAAAUAUUUGGGUAACUCUGACUGCCUCUAUUUGGCUUCAUAGAAUUUGUAAAUAGUAAAUGAUUAAUAAAGUGCAACAGCACUGAACUGUU
This is a messenger RNA of Cyclopterus lumpus (lumpfish), 1438 nucleotides long. It is a transcript of the gene emc9, whose product is annotated as ER membrane protein complex subunit 9. Gene Ontology annotation, cellular component: EMC complex. The transcript is spliced from 5 exons. Bases 260 to 877 code for a protein of 205 amino acids. Lineage: Eukaryota; Metazoa; Chordata; Actinopteri; Perciformes; Cyclopteridae. The record is from RefSeq and is a predicted model, not a curated record.